CCCACUCACUGACCGCUGACUGCCAUCCGUGACAGACAGUGACCACAUGACUCAGCUUCCCGAUAGAGGUGUUAAUCUUGGGGGUCCAACAGUCCUGCCUGUCCACCGUGGUCCUGUCCUUUCAGGGGGGAAACUGAGGCACAGAGCUGGAGAACCACUGUUCAUGAUUUUGGAGGAAGUCAGCACACUGACUCAGAUUGCCCAGCUCACUGCCCACUGACCUGGGCUCCAUGCAGGAUGAUUCCCAAGGAACAGCAGGAUCCAGCAAUGACUGCCAUGGGGGACAUCAUGGGACCAGAACCGUCUCUGGACCUGGGAAAGAAGGUGAGCGUGCCCCAGGACCUGAUGAUAGAAGAGCUGUCACUGCGCAACAACCGGGGAUCUCUCCUCUUCCAGAAGAGGCAGCGCCGGGUGCAGAGGUUCACAUUUGAGCUUGCAGCUAGCCAGCAGGCGAUCCUAGCCGGAAGCACCAAGGGGAAGGUCACUGAAGCGUCUGUGCCCCUGACGGUCGCCAACGGCCCAGAGGGGCAGAGCUACCGCUCGGAGCUGCACAUCCUCCCCGCCUCCUCCGGGGACCCCGGGGGCGCCCACACCACAGCCGCCGGGAAGGAGCUCCUGCGGAACCCCAGCGCCCUGGCGCCAGGCUACGCAGAGCCCCUGAAGAGCGUCCCGCCCGAGAAGUUCAACCACACCGCCGUCCCCAAGGGCUACCGCUGUCCGUGGCAGGAGUUUGUCAGCUACCGAGACUACUUAUGCGAGGGCCGGAGUCACACCCCGAGCUUCGGAGACCUUCGGAAUUUCAAUAAGACCCCGGUGCCGUUUGGAAGAUCCCUCAUGGGGGAGGCCAUUUCCAGGGCAGCCACCCCCUUUGUCCCGGAGCCCUUCAAUGGCUUGGAACUUCUCCGCCUCAGGCCCAGCUUCAACAGGGUGGCUCAGGGCUGGGUACGCAACCUCCCAGAGUCUGAUGAGCUGUAGCCCCAGCCUGAAGCUUCAUUCCCCAGAAUUGGGGCUCAGCCAAGUUUCUGUAUGCUGAAGAAUGUUAGUGUCUGGAAAGCAGAAGGGUGGACCUGAGUUGGCUUGAGUUGGUUCUGCAGCUGCCAUGCACAGAAGAGCCUGGGAAAGGGAAGGAGAUGCUGGAACCCAAAAGUGGAUCCUCCGUCCUUUUCUUCUCAUCAUCUGACUUUACUCAUGUUAAAAAAAAAAAAAAAAAAAAAGGGAGAGAAAUAAAAUGUGAAAGUAUCUGCCCAAGUCCUCACACACAUGCAUACGCCUGCCCACCCUUGUGCAUUCUGCUUCAUUGUGUGCCGCACGAAUGACGGACUUCUGUGACUGUGGACAUGAAUCAGGUGCCUAGGUCCACAGGUAUGUCUCGGUGUCAGUGAAAUUGCACUUAUGUACUGUUCUUUGUCCAACAAAUAAAAUUCCAAUCCUGGAAA
Molecule: messenger RNA, 1436 nt
Organism: Octodon degus (degu)
Lineage: Eukaryota; Metazoa; Chordata; Mammalia; Rodentia; Octodontidae
Gene: Myoz3
Product: myozenin 3
Exons: 9
Coding region: 238-975 (245 amino acids)
Cellular component (GO): Z disc; actin cytoskeleton
Molecular function (GO): telethonin binding; actin binding; FATZ binding
Source: RefSeq, a predicted model, not a curated record